Molecule: messenger RNA, 460 nt
Organism: Tyto alba (common barn owl)
Lineage: Eukaryota; Metazoa; Chordata; Aves; Strigiformes; Tytonidae
Gene: DYNLT1
Product: dynein light chain Tctex-type 1
Exons: 5
Coding region: 103-444 (113 amino acids)
Biological process (GO): microtubule-based movement
Cellular component (GO): cytoplasmic dynein complex; cytoplasm
Molecular function (GO): dynein intermediate chain binding
Source: RefSeq, a predicted model, not a curated record
CGCCGCGGGCGGGUGGAGGCGCAGGCGCAGUGCGGGCAGCGGCCAGCGCGUGGGGCGCGGUGCUGGGGCGUCGGUUGAGGCGCGAGGGGCUCCAGCGGGAAGAUGGAUGACUUCCAGACGGGGGAGGAGACUUCUUUUGUUGUAGAUGAAGUCAGUGGCAUCAUUAAAGAGGCCAUAGAAAGUGCGAUAGGUGGCAAUGCCUACCAGCACAGCAAAGUGAACCAGUGGACAACAAGUGUGGUGGAACAAACCCUGAGCCAACUCACUAAGCUGGGGAAGCCUUUCAAGUAUAUCGUGACCUGUGUGAUUAUGCAAAAGAAUGGUGCUGGGCUACAUGCAGCAAGCUCUUGCUUCUGGGACAACUCCAGUGAUGGAGCCUGCACUGUGAGAUGGGAGAAUAAGACUAUGUACUGUAUUGUCAGUGCCUUUGGACUUGCAAUAUAAUUGCCUUGAAAUCAUU